GGCGAACACCCUAGUCCGGACAGUUGCGCCGGGAGCAGAAACUUGUGCCGGCGCGGCCACCGGUCCCCCCCGCGCCGCCGCGCGCACCCCGCCUCGCCAGCAGCCCCCCUCCCGGACAGUCCGUUCCCUUUUUUUCUUUUCUCCCUCUGCCCGGGGAGGAGCGGGACAACUCGGAGCGCCGGCUCGAGGGAGCGAGCGCGACCCUGGGCGCGGGUGUAAAUCAGUCACCUGAGCGCCGAGGGGCCGCGGCGAGGGCGCGCGCGGGCGGGUGGGGAGUGGCGCGGGCGGCGAGCGCGGCCCGGAGCGGCCGGGCGGGGGAGGGAGCAGGCCGAGCGGCGAGCUGAGGCGGCCGAGGGGCUGGUCCAGGCGCGGCCGCUAAGAGGAGACCAAGAGGCGGGGGCUGCACUUGACAACCAGCAUGCCGAGAUGGCACGUUUUGUGCCCUCCCCGCCUCCAAAUUGCCUCAGUUACAAAUCAGAGGGCAGGCUUGGUGAUCAAGACUGGCAAGCACAUUUUAAGGUCCCAUGCUGUGGGGUUGAUCCAUCUCAACUUGAGUCAGAAGAGGCAGAAGUGGAUGUGAGAGAAAGAGACACACAGAGAGACAGAGAGCCAAAGAGGGCAAGAGACUUGACUUUAAGAGACUCCUGUACUGACAACUCCAUGCAGUUCGGAACCAGAACAACUGCGGCUGAACCAGGGUUCAUGGGGACAUGGCAAAACGCUGAUACUAACCUCUUAUUCAGAAUGUCCCAACAGGCCAUCCGCUGCACAUUGGUAAACUGCACGUGUGAGUGUUUCCAGCCUGGGAAGAUUAACCUGAGGACGUGUGAUCAGUGUAAACAUGGCUGGGUGGCACAUGCCUUGGAUAAACUCAGCACACAGCACCUGUACCACCCCACUCAAGUGGAGAUUGUGCAGUCCAACGUGGUGUUUGACAUCAGCAGCCUGAUGCUCUACGGGACGCAGGCAGUGCCUGUGCGGCUAAAGAUACUGCUAGACCGGCUCUUCAGUGUCCUGAAGCAAGAGGAAGUGCUGCACAUACUACACGGCUUGGGCUGGACCCUGAGGGACUAUGUCCGAGGAUACAUCCUUCAGGACGCUGCUGGCAAGGUACUGGACCGCUGGGCCAUCAUGUCUCGGGAAGAAGAAAUCAUCACCCUUCAGCAGUUUCUGCGGUUUGGGGAAACCAAAUCCAUUGUGGAGCUGAUGGCAAUUCAGGAGAAAGAAGGGCAAGCUGUGGCUGUACCAUCUUCAAAGACAGACUCGGAUAUAAGGACUUUCAUUGAGAGCAAUAAUCGUACCAGGAGUCCUAGCCUCCUUGCUCACUUAGAGAACAGCAAUCCUUCCAGCAUCCAUCAUUUUGAAAACAUACCAAACAGCCUUGCAUUUCUGCUUCCAUUCCAGUACAUAAACCCUGUUUCUGCCCCACUGUUAGGGUUGCCACCCAACGGGCUGCUUUUAGAGCAGCCCGGACUGAGGCUGAGGGAACCGAGCAUUUCAACUCAGAAUGAGUACAAUGAGAGCAGUGAAUCUGAAGUAUCGCCUACACCAUAUAAGAGUGAUCAGACGCCCAAUAGAAAUGCCCUGACUAGCAUCACUAAUGUGGAACCCAAAACAGAGCCAGCAUGUGUCUCCCCCAUUCAGAAUUCUGCCCCAGUCAGUGACCUAAGCAAAACUGAACACCCAAAAAGCUCAUUCCGGAUUCACCGUAUGAGAAGGAUGGGGUCAGCCUCCAGGAAAGGAAGGGUAUUCUGUAAUGCUUGUGGGAAGACGUUCUAUGACAAAGGGACUCUCAAAAUUCACUAUAAUGCUGUUCACCUGAAGAUUAAACACCGAUGUACCAUUGAAGGCUGCAACAUGGUCUUUAGUUCCCUUCGAAGCCGGAAUCGCCACAGUGCAAACCCCAACCCCCGCCUUCAUAUGCCCAUGCUAAGGAAUAACCGAGACAAAGAUUUAAUCCGGGCUACAUCAGGAGCUGCCACUCCAGUCAUAGCAAGUACAAAAUCAAAUCUCACACUCACAAGUCCUGGCCGGCCCCCGAUGGGUUUUACUACCCCUCCACUAGACCCCGUCUUACAGAACCCUCUCCCAAGCCAACUGGUAUUUUCUGGACUAAAGACUGUACAGCCAGUUCCUCCUUUUUAUAGAAGUUUACUUACUCCAGGGGAAAUGGUGAGUCCUCCAACCUCCCUCCCUACCAGUCCCAUCAUUCCAACCAGUGGCACCAUAGAACAGCAUCCUCCUCCACCCUCUGAGCCAAUAGUGCCAGCAGUGAUGAUGGGCACUCAUGAGCCCAGCACUGACCUGGCACCUAAGAAAAAGCCUAGGAAGUCAAGCAUGCCUGUAAAAAUUGAGAAGGAAAUCAUUGACACUGCCGACGAGUUUGACGAUGAGGACGACGAUCCUAAUGAUGGCGGGACCGUGGUCAAUGACAUGAGCCAUGACAAUCACUGUCAUUCCCAAGAUGAGAUGAGCCCAGGCAUGUCUGUGAAGGACUUCUCUAAGCAUAACAGGACCCGGUGCAUUUCAAGAACUGAAAUAAGAAGGGCUGACAGUAUGACGUCUGAGGACCAGGAACCCGAGCGGGACUAUGAGAACGAAUCCGAGUCUUCAGAGCCUAAGCUCGGUGAGGAAUCCAUGGAGGGGGAUGAACACCUUCACAGUGAGGUGAGCGAGAAGGUCCUGAUGAACAGCGAGAGGCCUGACGAGAACCACAGCGAGCCGUCCCACCAGGACGUCAUCAAGGUAAAGGAAGAAUUUACAGACCCCACUUACGACAUGUUCUACAUGAGCCAGUACGGACUAUACAACGGUGGCGGGGCCAGCAUGGCUGCCCUGCAUGAAAGUUUUACAUCGUCUCUGAAUUAUGGAAGCCCUCAAAAGUUCUCCCCUGAAGGUGACCUGUGUUCUAGUCCAGACCCCAAAAUCUGUUAUGUGUGCAAGAAGAGCUUCAAAAGCUCCUACAGUGUGAAGCUUCACUACAGGAACGUUCACUUGAAAGAGAUGCACGUCUGCACGGUGGCUGGCUGCAACGCUGCCUUCCCCUCUCGACGAAGCAGAGACAGACACAGUGCCAACAUAAACCUGCAUCGUAAACUGUUGACCAAAGAACUGGAUGACAUGAGCCUGGACUCAUCGCAGCCCUCCCUUAGCAAGGACCUCCGGGAUGAAUUUUUGAUGAAGAUCUAUGGUGCCCAGCACCCUCUGGGGCUCGAUGGCAGGGAAGAUGCCUCCUCUCCCGCAGGGACGGAAGACUCCCACCUGAAUGGGUACGGGAGAGGCAUGGCAGAGGACUACAUGGUCCUUGACCUGAGUACCACCUCCAGCCUCCAGUCCAGCAGCAGUGUCCAUUCCUCCAGAGAGUCCGAUGCAGGCAGCGACGAGGGGAUUCUUCUCGACGACAUCGAUGGUGCGAGCGACAGUGGGGACUCCACUCACAAGGCCGAGGCCCCCACCCUCCCCGGCAGCCUCGGGGCUGAAGUUUCAGGAUCUCUUAUGUUCAGCAGUUUGUCUGGGAGCAAUGGUGGGAUCAUGUGCAACAUUUGCCACAAAAUGUACAGCAACAAGGGGACCCUGCGGGUCCACUACAAAACUGUGCAUUUGCGAGAGAUGCAUAAGUGCAAAGUCCCCGGCUGUAACAUGAUGUUCUCCUCUGUACGAAGCCGAAACAGGCACAGUCAGAACCCCAAUCUCCACAAAAACAUUCCCUUCACUUCAAUAGAUUAGUCCCAGAACGGACACUCCAAAUGCCAGCUCUCACCAGAUGGCCUACAUGUUUGAACUGCCAUAGCCAGUGUGUGCUUCCGCAGUGGGGCACAUAUGUGUGUGUACAUAUGUAUGCCUCUGUGUCUACACUUGUGCACACACAUACUUUCUUUUCUUUAGAUAAAAAUGAUAAAUACUAGGUGCUUUUGAAAUUUUUUUCUUUUUCCUUUAUAGUUUUGGGAGAGGGUGGAUCUUUUACUUGGGGUAAAAACAAGAGUGCCCUUUUCAGCACACACAUACACACACACAAACACAACACAACACACAAAGUGUGCAACUAACCCCAAUUUUGAUAGAAUAAUUCUUGGUCUUCUCCAAAGAGACAUUUUGUUGUACCUAUGACUGUUGCCUGCAAAAACAAUAAAUAAAUAAAUAAAAGGGGAAAAAAAGAGAAAAGAAACAAAAAGGAACUUCUUAUAGUUGUCUUUUGUGAACUUUAAGGUUUUGAGAGAAUCUUUAAUUAAAGCAUGGCAGAUUCACCUGUAAAUAUUUAGCCUUGAGAGGCCAAUGAUGUAAAGCAAUUGUAUUGAUGGUUGUUUAACUCUCCUUUAAUUUUGGCAGUUACAUCCAGCUGUUAGAUAUGCAGGAAAUAAAUAGUUUGCUGGCUAGUUCUAUUCAUUUUUGUUAGCAUUAAUGCACAUUUUCUUUAAAAAAAAACAACAAAAAAAAACAAAAAACAAAACAUGGUCUUGUUUUUACUAACCUGUUAGAUGUAGUGAUAAAGCUGUGCUGGCAUGCUUCACAGCACAGGUCUGAUUUCUUAAAAAUGUCCUGUACCAGUACGUAAAUCCCAUCAUGCACUUUGUUCAUACGCUAAAGGGGAUGUGUAAUACCCAUGCUUCCUUUUACCCGUAAACUACCGCCAUACUUCAAGGAGUAUCUUUCUUUUAAAAAAACAACCCACUGUAUGAAAAUGGUCUGGUCAGUAAAGGGCACAAAUGCCAAACAAAAAAAGUAUUAGUGUUAACACCAAACUGCCAACUUUGCACAAGUUUUCAGAAAAGAAAAUACAAUUAGUCACUCAACAUAACCACAUGCCAAUUCUUUGGCCACCAGAAAACCGCUUAAACACACACACACACACACACACACACACACACACACACACACACACGGUGAUUCUUUUGAGUGCCGAAUGUUAUUAGAACCAACAUUGCAUCCUUCCUCUGUACACGUUAAGUCCCAGAAAACAAAAUACCGCAGGGUGAAAAAGCCAAGGUGUUUCUUUGGUAGAGGCAGGAUAAUAUUUCGGGACACAGUAGCCCAGAUUGCUCACUAAAGGAACAAAGCUGCCUACAGUAAAAAAAAGUGAACUCACUUCCAAGGCCCCAACCCUUAUCCUUUGAAAAGAAAGAAAGCCCGAGCUGAUUGGUCUCUUGUUUGUCACAGUAGCGCUGCCAGUCAGGCCUGCUUAAUAGAGGAAGUCAAAGUUCCCAGCAGUUCUUCAUGGAAGCUCUGAAUGCCCCUGCUAACCUUGAGCUGAGCAGCCCCCUUCUCCAGGCGGCAGAAGACAGGGUCUCCCUGUGUAGUGUUUUGUGUUUUUCCCCAUGCAAAUUUGUCAGAGAGAAAUGAAAGCAAGCCUGAAACCUAGCAGUGGAGAGUGAGGACAAGGGUGGGUGGGGGACACUGCUCUGAACCUUCUUGUUUUGUUUUGUUUCUGAUGUUUACACAUGUUGCCUGAGCUGGUUAACCACAUCAGCAGCCUCGGCUACCACAGCAUACUGACUAAGUGAGGAUAUUUACUCAACCUCAUAGGUAGCCAGAACUGCUGGGGUGUGCUUGUGGACUGCGUUUGUUUUAUUGUCUUUUCUUAUUUCUUUGGUUGGGGGUGGGGUGGGGGAGUGGGGAGUAAACACUAAUAUUGUGUCAACCUACAUAAUAGAAAGAGAAUGUAUUUCUUUUCUUCAUUUCAUGGCCUCAAACAUUUCUCCCGUCCGUGUAAAACUUAGAAACACCCUUUGUUUCAAUUUUUCAUAUCAUUUCCAUUUUUCAUGUUUUGUAAAAAUUUUUUCUGUGUUCACAUCAGCAUUCACUUCCGUUACAUUUGCCAAAGGAAGCUGUCGAUAUGGUUCUGUUAUUAUUCCUGUGUGACUUAUUGUACCUCACAGUAUUUAUUUGUUGUUUUUUUUUUUCCAAAACUUAAGUAUCAUUCAUUUGGGGGUUCCAGAUAUUUUCUGUUUCUCAGAAUUUCUUAGCAGUAGACAAAUAGUGAUAAGCUAGGUGUUCCUAAAGCGUUAUCGUUGUCUCCUUCUGAGGAAGCCAUGGUUCGGCUUGCUUCUUCAUUUAUCCCACCUUGAGGAAAGUCCAAAAGCAUUUGCAGGGCAGCAGAAGCUGUCACACACAAUGUCUGUUAAAUGCCAAAUGUUUACGGUAAAAGCUGAGGAAUUAGUAGUAACUGUUUCUGUUUCCCUGUCCCUUUGGUUCUCCCAACACUUAGCUGCUUUGCUUUGUUGUCGUGUUAAACUGAACAAACGUGUCCCUUCAUUUUAUAAUGUACAAGACUCUGUACGGUAUGUUUGUGAAUAAUUGAACCAGAAUAAUGAACAUUUGUUUGCAAACAUUCGGCCCUCUUAGCGUUCUCUAUAUUGCUGCUCUGUUGCCCUGAUACCAAGUGCUGGAUUCAAAGAGGAUUGAAACACAUUGUUGCAAUCUCAGCAGGAAUUAUGGAAACUGUGUUUUGGAGUGUGUGUAGACUAAACCACACCUUGUUUUCUGAACACUAAUAAGGAUCUGUGUUUGAGCAACUUUCAAGUGUUACAUUCUUAGAAAUGUGAGAAAUCACCUCUACAAAAACUCAGUGUUUAGUCUGUUUAAGUGAAUGCCAGUAAAAUGUCAAACAGUGGUCCUGAGUGAGUCACCUAGCUGUCAGGAGGUCACAUCAGCCUGCAAACCAGGCUCAGGAGAAGCAUUUGUCACUUGCCACACACAUGGCUGAUGUCUGUCGCCAGGUCAAAAAGGUACAAGAGUAAUACCACUGAAGAAGUUGUUCUUGCUAGGAAACGUGAGUGUGUGGCCGUUUGACAGAAAUGGCGCUAAAAGCCAGGCAGCUGGCACUUUCUAUGUGUACCCUCUGAGCUACUACUUUUGUGCUUCACAUUCCCAAUUGUUUGGGUGGCCUUUUCACCACCACGUGUUCCAGUAUAAAGCCUAUUUGCUUAAAAAGAAUGGGGAAGUAGGUGGAUGCAGAUGAUGAGAUGGUAAACCGUGAGAUGUACAAUUGUACUCCCAAAGUAUGGCUUGUUCUUGGGUGUGCCUGUGUGCAGUGAGUUCACUAAACUGGCGUUUCCCCUGGACAGAACCUCCAGGGCUUACAUGCAGAUGAUGGGAUGAAAAGACCAGACAAGGUCUCCAUCUCUGUCCAUUCUGACAUGUUUAUUUGUUCAUAAAAAGUUUCCUGUCCCUAGACAGUUUCUAGCUACAGCCAUCCUUUUCUAGCUGACAAUUACUAUGAACAUGUGUUCAUCCAAGUAGCCUUCUCCCAUUUGAUUGGUUUUUUACCCAAGUUUUAUCAUGAGUACAGAAUUACUCAUACAUGAUAUUAGUUAUGCAUGUUCUCCAGCUGAUGUUGAAGUAUAUUGUUUUGAUCACUUUAAACUAUGUUUUUGUAAAUAUUAGAAAGGUUGUGUCCACUUUGGGGGAUAUCUGCAUGCUGUGGAGGGGAAGGAAGAGAGCAAGGAAAAAGCUGGAUAAUAAGUAAUCUGGCUUAGAAAAUGUGGUGAAAAACCCUGACACUCUCCUGCUGGUAAUUGUAUUGACAAAACAGAGUCCCAUGUAGCUCAUCCCCAGUCUUAGUUCAGCUGCCCUGGUCCUUCUGAUCCUUCUUAUGAUUUAAACAUACAAGCAUUUUCCUUCUCAACAUGACUAGCUUCUCUCUAGAUGUUAGUAUCAGUUACCUAGUGGUGUGACUUCUUUGGUCAUGCUUCCCAUAAGAGGAGGGAGAAAGACCUCUAGCCGCUUAUAGCCAGUUAGUGUAUACAUUGUUUCGAAAGGGAGGGUCUGAGUCUAUGAAGAAUGGGCUGGCAUGGCCCCAUUGGACUCAGGAGAAGUCAUACAUGCCACGUAAUAAAAUGUCAUCUUUCUCCUCUCCAUCUGUGUACUCUAUAGGUACAUGUCAGGCACAUAGAUGAGAACGAGGGAAGACCCUUGGCAGUUCAAACACAAACAAGCCAAUAGUCAGACUGAGAUGGACACAGCACACCUGAGCAGCCCUUGAUCACAUCUAGUCUGCCAGCAUUGGGUUAAAUUGAAUGACAGUAAAUAGAAUCCACCUGCCCUAAGACGUGUAGCAUCUGCUAUUGUAAAGGAAUAAGAAGCCCAGGAGAGAGAAGGGCUUCCAUCUGUGACCACACCCUGUCCUUCAGAGCGUUUUAAAAUUAUGACAAAUUUAAUUACUUUUUCUCCAAAACAGAAAUAUUUAAAUUAGUGGAUUUUUCUCUUUCUCUCCCAGUCUUUGUUUUUAGCAGGAGGGAUCUGAGUAAAGAGGGUGAGAAAAGGCAAAAUAAACAAAACACUGGCAAGUCGGCAGUUCUUGUAGAAGAGACAGACCUGACUCUGGUCCUGGCUUGAGUGUAGCUGGAAAUGAGAACGGCUAAUGCAUUACAAGUGUUUGUUCAGGAGAAAAAUCAAAGUCAGCUCUGCCUCGUAGUGGGUGCCAGCCGAGCACAUCCAUCCUCCAAUAUCCUGCAGAGUUCCCUGUGAUCAGGUGAGCCGCUGCAUACACCGUGGGAGGACUUAACGCUAUCUUACGUUCCUUAUGGGUCAGGAUAGGCAACAUAGGCAGGUGUGAGUUUGUUAUGAUUAUUAUUUUUGAGUGAGAAGUAAUGGCCAGGGUUCCCUUGGGACCACAAAGACAGAGGAGUCACCUCAGUUAAAAGGCCAGUGAGCAAUCCCACACUUCAGUGACAAUGAGAGAUGGAGAAGGUGCAAGUGCUCGCGCUCUCCAUGUGCUGCAGCAUCCUAGAAAGUUGUGAUCACCAAACCGUGUGGCUGAUGAUCUUGUGAUGAAAGUGGACGCUGAGGCACAGAGGUAACUAGGUGCAUAUUUCUCUAAGAAUUUUAACAUUCUUGCUCCUGACCUUGUUAAAAUAUAUCUGCUACGUGCUGGGUUCAUGUCCACCCUUCCUGUCGUUGCAGAGGGCUUACUCUAGUGAUGCUCCGUAACUCCCACUUUUACAGCCAGCAAGGAUGUCCUGUCCAUGCCCACGCCCACACAUUCAGCCUCCACUUAUCCUCAGUCUUCCCACAAUUUACACGAAACUAUUUUUGCAGCCUUCUGCAAUAAUUGGCUGACAGAUGAUGUCUUUUAGGGGGGUUAAUUUUUAAAAUUCCAAAUGCCUAAUAGCAGGACUUAAAAAGUUGGGCAUUUUUACAAGUACACCAAACUGAAUGCUGUUGUUUAUAUAUAUAUAUAUAUAUUUAUAUUUGAUAUAUAUAUCAUAUAUAAAACAUACAUUUGAAGCAGCACACUACAGUUAUCAUAGACUAUUCUUCUCCAACGUGUUCUUAUAAAUUCAUUUGACCUUUAUUGCAGGGCAAAAAAAAAAAA
Messenger RNA from Mus caroli (Ryukyu mouse), 9310 nucleotides. The record is from RefSeq and is a predicted model, not a curated record. Lineage: Eukaryota; Metazoa; Chordata; Mammalia; Rodentia; Muridae.